AUGCGUUUCACUUCUGCCGUCGUUCUUGCUCUUUUCGGUACCGCCCAGGCCACCCCCGUCGCAGCUCCCGUGCCCGUCCUGGAGACUGCUGUUGACGCGCCCAUCGAGGCCCGCGCCGUUCUCAGCGGCGGCGAGGAUGUCGCCUCCGCCGAUCUUGAGAAGCGUCUCGAGCCCAUCACCACCUCGAUCGUGGUGGCUGCCGGCUCCGCCCUCGCCACCAAGGCCGUUGACGCUGCCGUCAAGGCGGUCGGCAACGCCAUCAAGACCCUCCAGAACUGGGACAACGUCCGUGAGCAGUUCACCAAGAAGACCACCGCAGAGAUGUGGAACGCCGUUGACAAGAAGACCUACUCGGCCGCCGUCUGCUACAACAUGGAUUACGAGGCGCCCAACAUUGACGGCAAGACUUCGGUCUCUGUUAAAUCGGGCCUUCUCAAGACUACCUACGACUGUUUCUUCAUGAAGGCCGGCGCCGGCACCUUUAAGGGCAAGGGCGACGGUGGCUUCCAGAACCUGGCCGCUCAGCACGACAGCCGCUGCACCUACGACAGCAAGGCCAUCACCCUUACUUGCAAAUAG
This is a messenger RNA of Pyricularia pennisetigena, 579 nucleotides long. RefSeq lists its product as uncharacterized. Bases 1 to 579 code for a protein of 192 amino acids. The record is from RefSeq and is a predicted model, not a curated record. NCBI's taxonomy places the organism in Eukaryota, Fungi, Ascomycota, Sordariomycetes, Magnaporthales, Pyriculariaceae. The transcript has a single exon.